AUGAACAAACGCUCCCUCUUCAUACCUCGUGUUUGUGUUGGAAUCGUGGCCAUCACUCUGUACACAUUCAUUGCAGACGAAAGCUACUGGAUCAACUUCAACAUGGGCUCUGGAAAGAGUCACGUUGACAUUCUUACGGCUGAUGUCAAACAGCUGGAGCGGCUACUUUGCCAAGGCAAGGUGACCAGCAGCCAUCUUGUCAAGCUCUACCUUGGACAGAUCGAGAAGCAUGAUGGUUACCUGCAUGCCAUGAUCCAGAUCACGCCCAGAGAAAUUCUCCUUAAAAGGGCUCACGAACUUGACGCUGAACGCAAGGCAGGCAGGAAACGUACGAGGCCCGCUGCAUGGUCCGCCAGAGCGCGACGAUUGUGGACAUGGUUGGUGUUCCAGGGAUUUUCUUUUAUUUUGCUUUAUUUAUUUGAUUAUAUUUCUUCUCCAUCUUUAUCAAAGAAGCUCUGGCUCAUGGAUGAUCAGCUGCUUCGAAAUGGUGCCAUAAUUCUUGGGAAAUCGAAUCUCAGCGAAUUUGCCAACUGGCGCGGCAUCAUGCUCCCAAGUGGCUGGUCUGCGGUUGGCGGCCAGACGCAAUCGGCUUAUGUUCUUGGCGGCGUGCAAUACAACGAUGGCAAAGACGGCCACAGUGUAAGGUCGUCUUCGGGAUCUGCCGUCGCUGUAUCUGCAGGAUAUUCGCCUGUCUCCAUCGGUACUGAAACAGAUGGCUCACUGAUAUGUCCUGCUGGGAGAGCUGCCCUUUACACCAUCAAGCCAAGCAUUGGCCUUGUCCCACAGGAUGGUAUCGUCCCAGCAUCACUACUCUUUGACACCGCUGGCCCAAUGACAAAAUCUGUCUAUGAUUUGGCGAUUUUGCUUGACGCAAUUUCGGACCCUGCUGAGUCCUUCACGUCGAGCAUCACGCGCUUGUGGAGCGAUAUCUCAGUCGGGGUCCUCGACCCUACACUUUGGAAAUUUCCUGAUACUUUCAUCAAACCUAUUCCUGAAGCGGAUGAACAGAUACUUCACGACAUUACCGGUGCAUAUGCCACCAUAAAGGCCAAGGCCAAGAAUUUUGUCGAUAACGUCCCUCUAAACACCAUCGAUUCGCUCGGGUUUCAUGGGAAUAAUAGCGAGAUCACGGUUCUGAAAACGGACAUGAAGAAGCUCUUGAAUCAGUACCUCGAAGACCUGCCGGAGAGCAAAGUGCGAAGUCUCCAGGAUGUCAUCGACUUCAACAAGAAACAUGCUGAGCAGGAAUUACCCCCUCAUCAUGCCAACCAAGACUUCUUCCUUCAAACUCAAGACCAAGAGUUAUCGAGCGAAGAAUACAAAAACACACUGCAGCACUUGAGACACGUGACGCGUGAUCAGGGCAUUCACAAGAUCUUGCAGGAAUAUGACCUCGACGUCAUUAUUGGCCCAGCUGACAGCUUCAUCACCUCGCUUGCGGCCGGAAGUGGCUAUCCCGUGGCCGGAAUGCCACUCUCAUAUCUGAAGUUCAACGGUCGACCGCUCGGAUUUGCAGCACUCGCGGGGAAGAAGCAGGAUGCAUUAUUGGUCAAGGUGAUGAGUGCUUGGGAAGCUACUUUUCCCACAAGAAAGCCCCCGCAGCUCGCAUAA
This is a messenger RNA of Neoarthrinium moseri, 1611 nucleotides long. RefSeq lists its product as uncharacterized. NCBI's taxonomy places the organism in Eukaryota, Fungi, Ascomycota, Sordariomycetes, Amphisphaeriales, Apiosporaceae. The coding region runs from base 1 to 1611 and encodes 536 amino acids. The record is from RefSeq and is a predicted model, not a curated record. The transcript has 9 exons.